UGCCCAAAACCCCAGCCACUGUUAGGAAGCACCUUUCCCUCUCAGCUGGGCCGCAUUCUAUGCUAUACAGUCAGAUGUUUCAGGUUUCCAUCUCUCAUCUUCCGAGCUGUUGCUGAGCCGAGUGGCUCGGGUGUUUAGCCGGUGCUGCCGAGCAACUUUUGGUCUCUAUGCGCACAGGAUUAUCAGACACACAAACUUUUUUUUUCCCGUUUUGUCUUUUUUUCAGGAGACAUUCUUUGAAGUGAGAAGCAAAGGAGAAUUUUGUUUUGUUGUGUUUUGGUCACUCUUUUUAGGAAAAUUUGCUCUGGUUUUUGCUUCAUCCUUGGACCGGUUCCUUGCAUGCAAUGGAUCACACAUUGUUCGGCUGUUUGCGCAGCCCCCACACCCCUCCGCAGGCCCUGCACCAUGCUUUCGCCCUUCACGGACGCUCCGAGCACCUCUCCACAUACCCUGACCUCUCCACCAACUCCUCUUCAGCCUGCAUUGUGAGCGGUUACCCAGGUGAGGAAGGGGGACUCUAUGGGGGACAUGGGCACCAGCGAGGGCCACACAUUUCCCAGCAGCAUCACCAUCUACCCCAACCACAGCAAACGGGCUGGCACAUAUCCCAGACGCCCAGCGCCUCGCCCGCCAGUGUUCGCCUGGGACUGGGCAUCUCCGCCCCUGAUUCAGGCUCUUCAGACAUGUGUCCCGGGGGUCCAAGCCUCUGUGCCAGUACGCCGAGCCUCAAUGGAGGGGUGCCCUCAGGGGCCUCCUGUGUGCCCGGUGGAGAUUUUGGCCGUCAUACGAUGUCCCCGGCCGAAGCAGAGAAAAGGAAUAACAAACGGAGAAGUGACUGCUCUGAGACCCAAGAUGGGAAUUACAAAACGGAUGUCAACAGCAAGCCAAGAAAAGAGAGAACCGCGUUUACUAAAGAACAGAUCCGAGAACUGGAGGCAGAAUUUGCUCAUCACAACUAUUUGACGAGACUCAGGCGGUAUGAAAUCGCUGUAAACCUGGAUCUCACGGAAAGGCAGGUGAAAGUGUGGUUUCAGAACAGACGCAUGAAGUGGAAGCGUGUGAAAGGAGGCCAGCAGGGGGUGGUAGCGAGAGAGAAAGAGCUUGUGAAUGUGAAAAAGGGGACGUUGCUUCCCUCUGAGUUUUCGGGCAUUCCUGGACUCCACCACACACGGGAAUCUCUUGUCAACAAUGAGGAUAGCCACGACAGUGACCAGAGCUCUGAGCACACUCACUUAUGAUGCAAACAGAUCAGCCUUUUGAUGCUUAUAAUCGGACUAAGAAGAGCAGUACAUUUAUCACAAACAAACAAGGACUGCACAGCAGACUGUACUCGCCAAACCAUAAAUAAUAAAUUCAUAAAAAACUGCACAGCAUCCCCUUUCAGGACAGGUGCUAUGGGCUCAAAGUAGCUAGCCUACUAGCUGAGUUAAAAUGCUCAAUAAACAUAAAUGUAUAAAUGUACACAGGACUUUUGUUUUAUAUGUGUGCUUGAAUGAUACAGAAAUGUGUGAUGUUUUGACAUCAGUAUUUUCAAAAGGAAGAGCUAUGUUAUUAGUCUGACGGAUUGCGAAUUUUCUUUACACAUUUCACAUGUGCUGCAUUGAAGGUGCUGUAAGCGAUGUUAGCCAUUUCAAAACCCCGCCCUAAGACAUUUCAGCAACCUCAAAUGCUGAAAAUGGUGACAGUGGUGGCUCAGUGGUUGAGGCUCAUGGUUACUGACCAGAAGGUCGGGGGUUCAAGCCCCAGCACCACCAAGAUGCCACUGUUGGGCCCUUGAGCAAGGCACUUAACUCCAGGUUGCUCCGGGGGGAUUGUCCAUGUAAUAAGUGCACUGUAAGUCGCUUUGGAUAAAAGUGUCUGCCAAAUGCAUAAAUGUAAAUGUAAAAUGGCUGACAGGCAGAGAGCACCUUAAUGUUGGCUAUACAAUAGUGUCCCUAUGUCAGAUUUAGGGGUGCAUUCUCAGGACAGCUAUUUCAGUGAUAUUUGUCAGGCAGUUGUGAUUUUUAUAUGCAUGUUAUUCCAUAAAAACAAAUCACUGACAGCACCUGUAAAAUAUACUUCCACUGCUUGUUUACUUGAAAGGUGGAACCUAGCACUAUUAAAAAAUGAUUGCUUGAAUCUGGUCAAAACAACAUUCCAUUCUGGUCUGGCAUGGGAGGGAACACAGGUGUAUGUUUUAGUUUGCACUGUCAAAUUAUUUGCCUAAAUUGAUUUCUACUGUUUUUAUACAAUUAUAAUGCAAUCGAAAUCAAUCACUCAAGCGUGCAGAAGAGUAAAAAACAUUGCAGCUAAUAUUAUGUCAUGUAAAUAUAUCAGUAUUCUAAAUUUGCAAUGGUCUAACAACUGUUUCAUAUACAAACAAUACCACAUGCUUCAACAAUAAACCUUUAUUAUGUUGCAUGGAUGAUUCUUUCUCUC
Messenger RNA from Xyrauchen texanus (razorback sucker), 2418 nucleotides. Its product is annotated as homeobox protein MOX-2-like. The transcript has 3 exons. Gene Ontology annotation, molecular function: RNA polymerase II cis-regulatory region sequence-specific DNA binding; DNA-binding transcription factor activity, RNA polymerase II-specific. The record is from RefSeq and is a predicted model, not a curated record. Gene Ontology annotation, biological process: positive regulation of transcription by RNA polymerase II. Bases 345 to 1238 code for a protein of 297 amino acids. Lineage: Eukaryota; Metazoa; Chordata; Actinopteri; Cypriniformes; Catostomidae. Gene Ontology annotation, cellular component: nucleus.